Messenger RNA from Periophthalmus magnuspinnatus, 1558 nucleotides. Its product is annotated as tropomyosin alpha-1 chain-like. Gene Ontology annotation, biological process: actin filament organization; muscle contraction. The record is from RefSeq and is a predicted model, not a curated record. The coding region runs from base 322 to 1050 and encodes 242 amino acids. The transcript has 8 exons. Gene Ontology annotation, cellular component: actin filament. Lineage: Eukaryota; Metazoa; Chordata; Actinopteri; Gobiiformes; Gobiidae. Gene Ontology annotation, molecular function: actin filament binding.
UCCAUAAAGGCAAAUUUCCCUCUUACAACACUCCUCUUUUGUUGCGCGGCGCGCUGAGCCGUCCCCUCCCGGCUCCUGUGAUGUCAUCCCUGCGCUCUCGUCUUCACUGGAUUGGAGGAUCUCGACAUAAAUUUCCUGAAAACUCCCAACCCUUUUUUCUUCUCUCCCAACACUGCACGUCCCUUAUUUCCUGUCCCAGAAAAAAAGUUCACUCGCGGAGCCUAGCAGUGAACUUUUAGACAAAACCGUCACGUUUUAGUGUCGCUAAAAGCUAAGUUUUUAUCUCCAGCAUCUUCUCUUUACGUUUUGGGAAAGUAAGAAAUGGAAGAAGUCAAGAAGAAGUUCCAUGCCCUGCAUCUCAUCGCGGAUGAGGCAGAAGACCGAGCAAAGCAGUGCCAAGCAGAGCUCCACCUUGAACGAGAAGAGCGAGAAAAAGCCGAGGCAGAAGUGGCGUCCCUGAACCGCAGGAUGCAGCUGGUGGAGGAGGAGCUGGAUCGCACUCAAGAGAGACUAGCCGCCGCACAGCAGAAACUGGAGGACGCUCAGAGUACAGCCGAUGAGAGCGAGAGAGCGAUGAAGGUGAUUGAGAACAGAGCCAUGAAGGAUGAGGAGAAGAUGGAGAUCCUGGAAAUGCAGUUGAAAGAGGCCAAACACAUUGCAGAGGAGGCUGACCGCAAAUAUGAGGAGGUUGCCCGUAAACUUGUGAUCUUGGAGGGAGAUCUGGAGAGAGCAGAGGAGAGGGCGGAAGUUGCAGAGCUUAAAUGCACCGAUCUGGAGGAGGAGUUGAAGAAUGUUACAAACAACCUGAAGUCUCUAGAGGCUCAGUCUGACAAGUACUCUGAGAAGGAAGACAAAUACGAAGAGGACAUUAAAGUUUUGAAUGACCGGCUCAAGGAGGCUGAGACUCGUGCAGAAUUUGCUGAGAGGACAGUGGCUAAACUGGAAAAGACCGUUGAUGACUUAGAUGAGAAACUAGAGCGAGCCAAAGCGGAGAACAUGGACAUAAACCAGCGUCUGGAACUAACACUGCAGGAACUGAAUUCUUUGUAAAACCAGAAGAAAAAGUUGCACAAAAAACAGAAUUUUUUAUUAUCAAACAUCUCUUUUUUUGUUUGUUUGUUUUUUUUUUGUUUUUUGCAUUUUACUGGAAAAUCACUAUCUCUGCUACUUUUAAGAACAAACUUCUAACAUUCCUUUUAUAUUUAUGUUUUUUUUUUAAUAAUGUCCCUUUUGUAUUAAAUGGUUUUGGGUCCAUAUCUUUCCCAAAUCUAGUGUUGGUGCUAAGAGUUGAGUAGCACAGAUACAAUUGAUGGCCAUAUUGAUAGUUUUUUGUUGUAUAAGCUUUUCCUGUGUCUAUGUGACCUGCCUACGGUUUUGUACUAGGCAAGUAAGGCCUUGUGUAAGUUCAUUCUUCACUUACUUGUCCUAGCAUGCUCUGUGCUUGCUUUGUGCUUAAUAUUUGGACCAACUUUUAAACAUCUCCAAUGCUGUUAAGCCCCUGUUUUAUACUACAGCCCAGUUGACAGCAGCAAACAAUAAAGAAUACUGUUUGUUUCAA